AUGAGACACUCGACCAACCAAUUUCAUGCCUCGAAAAGUCCAAAAGUCCAAAAGGCUUCUUUGAUAUCUUGGCUAAGCCAAAGACCGGGUCGACAAUUAAUUUCUUGUAUUUCCCGUACCUACAAGGUACCGAAUAUCGAGUAUCAGUAUCGAGUAUACCAUACACUGUCAACUGGUACAACAUUUCCCCAAAUGAAGAGAUUUGAAGCCAAUCCUGACCGGAAUCUUUGUAACCUGGCCCGUGCAUUGUAUACCAAGAAUGACCAUGUGCAUCCUAAAACAUUCGACCCGACUGGUGAGGGAGACUUUUGGUGGUAA
This is a messenger RNA of Botrytis fragariae, 318 nucleotides long. RefSeq lists its product as uncharacterized. NCBI's taxonomy places the organism in Eukaryota, Fungi, Ascomycota, Leotiomycetes, Helotiales, Sclerotiniaceae. The record is from RefSeq and is a predicted model, not a curated record. The coding region runs from base 1 to 318 and encodes 105 amino acids. The transcript is spliced from 2 exons.